AUGGAGCCUGGAGAUACAGCAAGAUUGCCUACACCGAUCUUAAUUUUUUUGGACCAUACAAUUGCAGCUACUUGCCUGAGAGGAAUACAAACUGUUAACGAUAAAGAAUUUGUUUGCAGUGAAGGAAAUUUUGAUGGAGGCAACUUUUACAUGGCUAAAUUGGAAAUUAAAGUUGAAAUGACGG
Molecule: messenger RNA, 184 nt
Organism: Acaulospora colombiana
Lineage: Eukaryota; Fungi; Glomeromycota; Glomeromycetes; Diversisporales; Acaulosporaceae
Source: the annotation of a GenBank genome assembly